Messenger RNA from Aureobasidium pullulans EXF-150, 1340 nucleotides. RefSeq lists its product as uncharacterized. The record is from RefSeq and is a predicted model, not a curated record. The transcript is spliced from 2 exons. Bases 242 to 1165 code for a protein of 307 amino acids. NCBI's taxonomy places the organism in Eukaryota, Fungi, Ascomycota, Dothideomycetes, Dothideales, Saccotheciaceae. Gene Ontology annotation, molecular function: magnesium ion binding; holo-[acyl-carrier-protein] synthase activity.
AUUCUAAGCACUUCAACCUCUAUCGAUCGGAAAAUGUCGUGACAGAUAUCUCUCUAAUUAAAAGGUCGUCAUCAAGACGUGACAACCAUCGGACCAAGAUUUUGCAUAACCACACAUUCAAAGGCGAAAAAGCAUCACAGACAUCAAAUUUCAGGAAACCAAGAACAAACUCCAACCACCGGAUUGGACUACAAGAAAAGAUUCAAAGCCAAACGGCACUUGGGACUCUCACCUGUCAACUAUGCCGCCUCGCCCCUUCCCUCUGGCGUUGAAUAUAGGAACGGACGUCUGCCACACCGCCCGCUUCAAAAAAUAUUUCAUCCAACACCCUACGUAUAGACACUCUGGUCUUUUCAGAUUGUUUGAUAAAUUCUUGUUACCGUCUGAGCAAAAGGCAUUUUGGAAGAGAUUUCCUUUGGGAAAGGAAGUGGAAGGAAGUGAUGGUGAGGUGUAUGCAGGGGAGGUAGAGGGAAAGGAAGAGGUCGGAGAGAGGCAGAUGGAAGGGCUAGUGAGGAAAGUGGCACAGAGAGAAGAGCAGAAGGCAACAACCAAGGAACCUGCAAUAUGGGACACAGAGAGCAGAAAAGCAUGUGUGGAUUACAUUGGUGGUCGAUGGGCAGCCAAAGAAGCAAUCAUAAAAGCCUACGCUCCCAAACGCAGACUUUUGCUCAGAGAUAUCGAAAUCAGACGGAACAGCACAACACGCGAACCCUACGGUAUCGUUCUGGACACACCGCCUCCUUCUCGAAAAGGUCUCUCUUCUGCAAAAUUCAUCUACAAAGCGAUACUCGAGAAAGAAGCAUUGACUCGACCGUCCACUCUACCUAUUGAACACCAACAACGAUCAUCCGGCCAAAUGAUCGAACAACAACAGCAACAAGCUUCCAGAAUUCUCUCGGAUGAAGGCAUCUUAGAUCUCAACGCUGUGACUGCAGCCCUAAACCAUCCCAGCACUUCCACAUCUCCAUCCCCUACUCCCAACCUCAUCAAAAAACACCCCGCCCGCGAAACAGAAACCUCAACAGCCACCGACAAAGCAAUGAAAUUGCAAAUGGAAAAUGCAAAAGAAGCCCUGGAAUUGGUCGACGUGCAAGGGGAAAUCGUAAAGGUGUCGAUUUCACAUGAUGGCGAGUAUUGUGUCGCUACCGCUCUGGCCGCUUUAUGAGUGAAAAGAACGCGGAGGGGAGAGAGUUUGAGAAAGAUUUGUAAAUAUAAGCAUGGAAGACGGACGCACGCAUAUAAAACUCUACGCAUUCGAAAAAUCACAAUUAAAAGAACAAAAAAGACACAUUUCAGUGAAAAUGAGUUGACAAGAUUGGAUUUGGUAUAACACUAUAGAU